UUGUGUGGAGUUUUGCUUACUUACUGACGCCAUAUUUGGGCGAAGUUUUGUGACUCAAAAAGUAUUUGGUUCACUGUUCCAUUAUACCAUAAAGCUAUACGGUAACACUUUAUGACAAGUGCUGCUAAAUUAAUAACAUAUUAAACUUAGGAACCUUCCUUCAAGUCUACUCACUUUGUCCGAGAAGUUCUGAUGAGGAGCUGAGUUGAGUUAUAGAGAGAUUCUGAAGUGGAUUGCACUAAUCCACCAUGGCGGGUGUAAGUUUGUUGUCUCCAGUUUUUAGUUGGAUAACGUGGAGUGUGACAAUAUUCGUGUACGGUGCAUUCUGUGAAGGUUUAGAUAUUCAGCCUUUUCAGUUCCCACGUGACGUACAAGAAGGAGAAGAUGUUCAGGCUUUAUGUAGCAUAGUUGGUGCUAAAAGUGAAGUGAAAUUUAAGUGGUUUAAAGACUCUUCUGUAAUACAGUCUGAAAAGCGAUGGAAAAUUUUAGACCAUGAAACAUUCUCUGUGUUAGUAGUUCAAAGUCCAUCAGUAGAAUCAUCUGGGAACUAUUCGUGUGUAGCCCAGAGUUCGAGCGAAGAAGAUAGAUACACAACUCAGCUUCUUGUAAAAGAUGAGGUGGUGGUCCCUGUUGUAGAAGAUGCAAGAAUCAGCUUACUUGAAGAUGGUUCUCUAAGGAUUUUAGACACCACACAAAGUGACAAAGGAUCUUACACUUGUGAAGUGUCUAAUGGGAUUGGUAACAGCCUUAUGAAGACUAUACAGUUAUCAGUUGAGGGUACCAUGUGUUUAGAUAUAAUUCACCAGUAUCAAUACCAGUACUCAUGA
Messenger RNA from Limulus polyphemus (Atlantic horseshoe crab), 827 nucleotides. RefSeq names its product transmembrane and immunoglobulin domain-containing protein 1-like. Lineage: Eukaryota; Metazoa; Arthropoda; Merostomata; Xiphosura; Limulidae. Bases 249 to 827 code for a protein of 192 amino acids. The record is from RefSeq and is a predicted model, not a curated record. The transcript has 3 exons.